This is a messenger RNA of Carica papaya (papaya), 1127 nucleotides long. Its product is annotated as putative CCR4-associated factor 1 homolog 9. Gene Ontology annotation, molecular function: poly(A)-specific ribonuclease activity; nucleic acid binding. NCBI's taxonomy places the organism in Eukaryota, Viridiplantae, Streptophyta, Magnoliopsida, Brassicales, Caricaceae. The record is from RefSeq and is a predicted model, not a curated record. Gene Ontology annotation, cellular component: CCR4-NOT complex.
CUCUCUCUCUCUCUCUCUAUCAAUUCUUUUCCCCUGUUUCCAGGCAACUCCUCACGCCACCACGAACAAACCCUCCUUAUAAUCCUCCUCUUGUCUCCUCUCGUUAUUCACCCACCAUCUUCUUCUUCUUCUUCUUCAUCGUCUUCAUCUGGGUUCUCGUUGUUGUCUGACUCUCCGUCUGCACUACUCAUGGAGCUGGACAAGUCGAGCCGUGAUUCCAAACCCAUAGUCGUCCGGGAGGUCUGGUCUCAUAAUUUGGAAUCUGAGUUUCAGCUCAUAAGGGAGGUCAUCGACGACUACCCUUUUAUUUCCAUGGACACCGAAUUCCCCGGUCUCGUCUUUCGUCCCCGACCCGACACCCGUUUCCACAACCGCCGACCCGCCGAUCAUUACAAGAUCUUGAAAACCAACGUUGAUGCCUUGAACCUCAUCCAGGUCGGUCUCACCCUCUCCGACUCCGACGGAAGCCUCCCCGAUCUGGGAUCGCAAAAUCGGUUCAUCUGGGAGUUCAAUUUCUCCGAUUUCGACGUCUCGCGUGACGCCCACGCUCCGGACUCGAUCGAGUUGCUCCGGGCACAGGGGAUCGACUUUGAGCGGAACCGGAAGGAGGGUGUGGACUCCGCCCGGUUCGCCGAGUUGAUGAUGUCGUCGGGGUUGGUGUGCAAUGACUCAGUGAGUUGGGUGACGUUCCACAGCGCGUACGAUUUUGGGUAUUUGGUAAAGAUCCUUACGCGCCGGGAUCUGCCCGCCGGUCUGGAGGAGUUCCUGACGCUGACGAGGGUGUUCUUCGGGGAGCGCGUUUACGACGUGAAGCACAUGAUGCGGUUCUGCCAGAGCUUGUUCGGCGGGUUGGACCGGGUAGCACGGACGUUGGAGGUGAACCGGGCGGUUGGGAAGUGCCAUCAGGCCGGUUCAGAUAGCUUACUGACGUGGCAUGCGUUUCAGAAGAUGAGGGACGUGUACUUCGCAAAUGACGCGCCGGAAAAGCACGCCGGCGUUUUGUACGGACUGGAGGUUUUCUGAGGUUGUCAUUUUUAAAAAUAAAAAUUUUAAAAAAUAAUUAAUUAAUUAAUGUUGUGUUAAUUAAAAUUUAAUUGUACCAAAUUUGUAUAGUGCCCAAAUCGGAU